This is a messenger RNA of Tympanuchus pallidicinctus (lesser prairie-chicken), 2479 nucleotides long. RefSeq names its product small glutamine rich tetratricopeptide repeat co-chaperone alpha (gene SGTA). The transcript is spliced from 12 exons. Gene Ontology annotation, biological process: post-translational protein targeting to endoplasmic reticulum membrane. Lineage: Eukaryota; Metazoa; Chordata; Aves; Galliformes; Phasianidae. The record is from RefSeq and is a predicted model, not a curated record. Gene Ontology annotation, cellular component: membrane; TRC complex. The coding region runs from base 167 to 1105 and encodes 312 amino acids. Gene Ontology annotation, molecular function: molecular adaptor activity; protein binding.
GCGACGCGCAUGCGCAGUAUCAUCUCGAUAGCACGCGUGCGCGUGGGGUGGGAGCGGCGCAUGCGCAGUGCCGCGCCCGCCCUGGCCGUGGGGAGCGUCGCGGUGCCCGAUACUAUAAUAUAUUUUUUUUAAGUUAGAAGAAAUCCAAACAUCACAGCCUCCCACGAUGGCAGACCAGAAGCGCCUUGCGUACUCCAUCAUCCAGUUCUUACAUGACCAGCUACAGAACGGGGGUCUUUCUCCAGAUGCUCAGGAGAGUUUGGAAGUGGCAAUCCAGUGCCUGGAGACAGCUUUUGGAGUCUCCCUGGAAGACCAAGGCCUCGCUGUGUCACAAACUCUCCCUGAAAUAUUUGAAGCUGCUGCAGGAAAGGAGCCUGAACACAUGAGAGCAAACUCGGAGCCAGUCACCCCCUCUGAAGAUGACGUAGCUGAAGCUGAAAGGCUCAAGACCGAAGGGAAUGAACAGAUGAAGGCAGAGAACUUUGAAGCUGCUGUGUCCUUCUACGGAAAAGCAAUUGAGUUAAAUCCAUCCAACGCUGUGUAUUUUUGCAACAGAGCUGCUGCAUACAGUAAAUUAGGAAAUUAUGCUGGAGCAGUCAGAGACUGUGAAAGAGCAAUCGGCAUCGAUCCAAACUACAGCAAAGCUUACGGCAGAAUGGGCUUGGCUCUCUCCAGUUUAAAUAAACACACAGAAGCUGUUGUCUACUACAAAAAAGCCCUGGAGCUUGAUCCAGACAACGACACCUACAAAUCCAACCUUAAAAUAGCUGAACAGAAAAUGAAAGAGACUCCUAGUCCGACCGGAGGUCCUGGAGGAUUCGAUUUAGCUGGCUUGCUGAACAACCCUGGCUUCAUGAGUAUGGCAUCUAACCUAAUGAACAAUCCACAAGUACAACAGCUCAUGUCUGGGAUGAUUUCUGGUGGCCAUAACCCCAUGGGAGCAGCAGGCACCAGCCCCUCCACCAAUGAUCUUGCCAGCCUCAUACAAGCGGGCCAGCAGUUUGCUCAGCAGAUGCAGCAGCAGAAUCCUGAAUUAAUAGAGCAGCUACGAAGCCAGAUCAGGAGUCGAACUCCAAGUGCCAGCAAUGAAGAUCAGCAGGAAUGAGGCUGACAGCGCAGUCCGUGGGAACUCUGUUCAUUGCUUUAAGAACUGGAAGCCAUGUGCGUGUUGCCAUUUCUUGAAUUGGAAGUGUCCAAGAGGGGGGAAAAAAAAAAAGAGAGGAUAAAAAAACAAACCCCAAAUACUUUAUACGACCUGCAUGUUAAAGACAGAUUCACACUUUCUUUCCCCGGUCUUCGUCCUGCUCCUCCCCCUCCACCUUUCCAUUAGUUUCCCUCUGGAAGAUCCAGCAAACACAAACCAGCACCAACAGUCUUUCUAAAGAAACUCCGAAAUGAACGACGCUGUUACAUUUCUAUGUUCUUUGCUACGUGGGAAUUUUUUAACCCGUUUUUGAAGAAGGAUGCACUCUUCACUACAGGAUUUCUUCACUUUCCUGCCCACACGCCACUUCAGAGAAGUGUUGGAGUCCCACCCCCGCCCCGAUGCCCUUUAAUCUUCUUGCCAGUUACAAGACGGUGAUGUUUGAGCGCCCUGGAGAUCGCUGGAUCUUCGUGCCUCCAGGAUCAGGGUUUCUGUUGAUUAGAUUCACCAUGUUUCUCAUUCAGGUCUGUAGCAACGUUGCCGGUGUUGUUAAUACAAAGGAUUUGGUGACUGCCUCUCUAAGGUUAGUGUCGAUGUGUCGGGGGGCUGGGACUGAUCAGGUAGAACAUGCUCAUCUGUGACUCCUUUAGGGCGUUUCCAGAUACGCUGCUUGGGCUCCAUCCCCAGUCCUGACAAAACUCGUCUAGUGUUUAGUAAUUAUUGUUGGAAUGAGCCAAUCUGUGAACUAGUCAGGUGGACAGUGAGAAAGAUACGAUGUUUUUGGUGUUUAAAAGGUUUCUCUUUGUUUUUUAAUUUGUCUUUUAUGCAUGUAAGUAAUCAACCCAGUUGACCGUACUGAUAAUAGGAGUAGAGAGGGGGCUUGAGCAGCAGGCAGAAGGAAUAAAAAUGCUCCUUGGAUAGAAAGGUAUUGAGGGGCUGCUGGUUCAAUGUGGGAGGAGGGAGAAGGUCCUUGCUGCUGGGUGCCUGCAGCUUCCCACCUGCCUGUGUCAUUCCUGGGUGCAUGGGAAGCUCUGGCAAGUUCCCCUUGAAGUCGCUGGACGAGGAUGGAGACUUUGGUAUCGGCCUCGGGACUGGUUUUAAGGUAGUUCCUCCAUGGUGGUGGGAAAGGCGUGUUCCUGGCCCUAUGGCUGGGCACAGAAGCAGCUGGCUUGGAGAGGAGUGCGUGGGAGAUGGAAAAUGCCCAUCUAGGAGACAUGGUGGUACGAAUGAGCAGGUAUCUUUGAAGAUUAAUAUCAAGGAAAAAAGAUCUGUAAAUGCUCCAUAAAUUUAUAUGUGCUUAAUGUAACUUGUGAAGAAUAAACGAUUUGGACACUC